Salvia splendens (bonfire salvia) is the source of this 832-nucleotide messenger RNA. RefSeq names its product probable WRKY transcription factor 65. The transcript has a single exon. Gene Ontology annotation, molecular function: transcription cis-regulatory region binding; DNA-binding transcription factor activity. The annotation marks the transcript as partial. The record is from RefSeq and is a predicted model, not a curated record. Gene Ontology annotation, biological process: regulation of DNA-templated transcription. NCBI's taxonomy places the organism in Eukaryota, Viridiplantae, Streptophyta, Magnoliopsida, Lamiales, Lamiaceae. Gene Ontology annotation, cellular component: nucleus.
UUCAGGGGUUAUUAUAGAUGCAGCAGCUUAAAAGGCUGCCCUGCGAGAAAACAGGUGGAGAGAAGAAGCAGCGCCGAUCCAAACAUGGUAAUCGUCACCUACUCCUGCGACCACACCCAUCCGCCGCCUUCCUCUCGCAACAUCCACCACCGCGAUGCGCCAAUUUCAAUUUCUGAAGAAGACGAGGACGUAUUGGGGGAAAACGAAAAAUCGAUGGAUCUAGGUCAUAAUCAGUUUCACGAGUUCAAUUUAGAGAAUCGAUUUGGAGAGAAUUUGAUUUAUGGCGGUGAAUUUGGUUGGUUGACUGAUUUCGAGUCGAGAUCUGAUAGGAUUCUCGAGGCUCCGGAUUUGAUGGAGGAGAGAGGGAAUACGGAGAGAGAAAUGGCGAUGAUUUUUGGCUUGAGAGGGGAGGAGGAAGAAGAGGAUCUGUUUGCGGGUCUCGGGGAGCUGCCGGAGUGCUCAACGGUGUUCCGCCAUGGGAUGGCGCAGAGGGAGGCGGAGAUUGGCGACCACCGGUUGAGGGUGGGGCAUGUGCGGGGCCGUUGAUAGUGGAUUUGUCAACUUCAUUCAUUAAGGAAUCAUUUUUAUUUAUCUGUAAUUUUAUUUUAUAAAAUGAUUUUAGGUAUUAAUGAAUUAAAUUAGGUCAAUGCGCAGGCUCAUGCAUCAUGCGACUAUAUAAAAAUAUAGAGUUAUUAACUUAUUAGUGCAAUAAUCACAGAAUUAUCCGACAUAUGAAAUUAUUUUUAUAAAAUUGGCAUCCUCGCAAAGUUUGUAGUUAUUUUUUUAAACUUUGAAAUUCAUGGAAAAAAACAUUCAUAUUUUAGAUAAGAGG